Lates calcarifer (barramundi perch) is the source of this 2233-nucleotide messenger RNA. RefSeq names its product VPS33B late endosome and lysosome associated (gene vps33b). NCBI's taxonomy places the organism in Eukaryota, Metazoa, Chordata, Actinopteri, Centropomidae. Gene Ontology annotation, biological process: intracellular protein transport; vesicle-mediated transport. Gene Ontology annotation, cellular component: CORVET complex; lysosome. The record is from RefSeq and is a predicted model, not a curated record. Bases 195 to 2057 code for a protein of 620 amino acids. The transcript is spliced from 24 exons.
UAGCUGCUGAUCUCGGCUAAACGCCUGUUCGUUGAUAUUUUGACAAAUAUUCGCCUCGUAAUUCCUGUGAUUUAGUGGAUAUAUUUGUGAAAUUAUUUCCACGCCUGUUUUAGCACUUUGACACUAAUCACUGAGAAUCCCCGUGACGUGAAGGUGGAUGAGUGAUCGUUGUCUUGUCCCUGUUGUGGCCCAGUAUGGCUCACAGUGCCAGGAGAGACUCCCCGGAGCUACCUGACUUCUCUCUGCUCAAGAGGCUGGCCAGAGAUCAGCUCAUCUACCUGCUGGAACAGCUGCCAGGGAAGAAGGACCUCUUCAUUGAGGCGGACUUGAUGAGCCCAUUGGAUCGCAUUGCAAAUGUGUCAACACUAAAGCAACAUGAAGUCGACAAACUCUACAAAGUGGAAUACAAACCUGUUAUAAGCACUUCAGACCAGCUUUGUUUUCUGAUCCGUCCAAGAAUACAAACUGUGAAAUGGAUAUGUGAUGUGGUCAAUGCAGACAAAGCAGCAGGAAAAUUUAGAAGAUACAAAUUAAUCUUCACACCUCAGAAGUUCUACGCCUGUGAGGCUGUGCUGGAGGAGCAGGGGAUUUUUGGUGAUGUAACCACUGAUGAAUGGGCUUUCUACCUCCUUCCACUUGACGAUGAUAUCAUCAGUCUGGAGCUGCCAGAAUUCUUUCGAGACAACUUCCUGGCAGGGGACCAGCGCUGGGUGAGGACAGCUGGCAGCACUCUGCACCUCCUCCACUCCAUUUAUGGCCCGUUCUCAAAGAUCUACGGGAUUGGACGAUGUUCCAAGAUGGCAUACGAGUCGUGGAGGGAGCAGGUAGAGGAAGGAGAAACAAAAGCUCGUCAGGCUGAAAUAGGAAAUGUUUUUCUCAUUGACAGAGAUGUGGACUUUGUCACUCCUUUGUGCUCACAAGUCGUCUAUGAAGGACUCGUGGAUGAUAUAUUUAGAAUCAAAUGUGGGUGUGUGGAGUUUGGACCUGAUGUUACUUCCUCUGACAAAAGUAUGAAAGUCAUGCUGAACUCUCAGGAUAAGGUCUUCAAUGAAAUCAGAAACGAGCAUUUCUCCAACGUCUUUGGCUUCCUCAGUCAGAAAGCCAGGAAUCUCCAGACUGCAUAUGAUAAGCGUCGGGGUAUGGACAUAAAGCAGAUGAAGACAUUUGUGUCAGAGGAACUAAAAGGGUUAAAACAGGAACAUCGGCUACUGAGCCUACACAUUGGUGCUAGUGAAUCGAUAAUGAAGAAGAAAACAAAGCAGGAUUUCCAGGAGCUGCUGAAGACAGAACACUCCUUACUCGAGGGAUUUGAAAUCCGUGAAUGCAUUUCUUUCAUAGAGGAGCACAUCAACAGACAGGUCUCCAUGAUAGAAAGUCUGAGGCUGCUUUGUCUUCUGUCUAUCACAGAAAACGGACUCUUGCCAAAAGAUUAUCGGUCAUUAAAAGCUCAGUAUUUACAGAGCUAUGGAGUGGACCACCUGCUCACAUUUGCCAACCUGAGGCAGUUGGGGCUGCUGGUGGAACAGCAGCCUGGAGAGACACUGACUGUUAUGGAGAGCAAAGUGGGCAAACUGGUCAAUGACAAAACUGCAGGAAAGCUGACUGAUGCCUUCUCUUCUCUGGCAAAGAAGAGCAAUUUCAGAGCCCUGAGCAAAAAACUCAACCUGGUGCCAAAGUCAGAUGAAGAAUAUGACCUGCGUGUCCCACGAGACAUGGCUUACAUCUUCAGCGGUGCCUACAUCCCUUUGAGCUGUAAACUCAUUGAGCAGGUGUUGGAGCGAGACGGUUGGACAGGGCUUGAAGAAGUCACCAGGCUGCUUAACGGGCAUGAAUUUGCUGUUACAGGGUCGACCGCAGGCAGCAGCGGAGCUGAUUCAAGAGCAAAGAAUGACGCUCAGCGCAUCGUCUUGGUCAUGUUCCUCGGUGGCUGCACCUUCUCUGAGAUUUCAGCCCUACGCUUCCUCGGUAGAGAGAGAGGUUAUAAAUUCAUUGUUGUAACAACUGCAAUUACAAACAGUUCAAGACUCAUUGAAGCUUUGCUGGACAACCAUGUAUGAGGCCUGUCAGCACAUCAUGAUGGACAGAAACCUGACACAUUCCUGCAGCCACUUGUCAUGCAUUCCCUCCGGCACUGGCAUUACAGAAGGAAAAUGUUCACUCAUGGUUUAGUUCUGGACACCAGGAGAACUGUAAAGAUGUAUAAAGUGAAUAAAUGUUUAUAACAUGUUUUAAA